Daldinia caldariorum is the source of this 1238-nucleotide messenger RNA. RefSeq lists its product as uncharacterized. The transcript has 4 exons. NCBI's taxonomy places the organism in Eukaryota, Fungi, Ascomycota, Sordariomycetes, Xylariales, Hypoxylaceae. Bases 323 to 910 code for a protein of 195 amino acids. The record is from RefSeq and is a predicted model, not a curated record.
GGGGCAAGCAGUAAUAGAUCACUAUUCUACGCAUUUGCUACUGCUUCUAUCAUUCACUCUACGUAAGACAUAAAUCAUGAGUCAGGCACCUUGUAUUGCAAGUAGAUAGGUAAACAUACUUGCGAACUGGAGCGGUCGUUAUCAAAACACAUCAACAGGAGAGAUUGUGAGCACAGUGGGAACAAGUACGAAGGGCGUCUUUCAUCGAUCGUCUAGGGUUGACCAUAGUCUGUCGUCGUCUCUCGUCUAUCGUCAGUCACCUGUUAUCAUUCAUCAUUCAUCAUUCUACUCCUCCUACCUUUGACAACCCACAAUCGUCAAGAUGUCCGCUCGCGUGGUCCCCUCCCGCAUCCUCGACGACAUGGACCUCAAAUGCGACAGCUGCUUCCGGCACGUGCCCGCGGAAACGCUGCACAAGACCAACUGCGGACACUCGUACUGCGUGGCCUGCGCGCAGGACAUCUUCCUCACGACCAUCCACUACCGCCAGAGGCCCUACUGCUGCGGCGAGCUCAUGUUCAAAGCGCCGCAGUACCACGCCAUCUUCUCCGACGAGUUCUGCUACCGCUACCGCGUCCUGUUCCUCGAGGCCCGCGCCGAGCGUAACGCCGCCCCCGGCCACCCCUCGGUCACGUGCCGCCAGUGCAUCCGCGACGGUAACGUCACCCAGCACCCGCCCGACGAGGACGGCCGACCGGCUGAGAAAAGGGACUGGAGGGAGCUGCGUGCGCGGGGCGGGAUCAUUAUCGAUGGCAAGUCCUACCCCCGAACCUGUCCCUGCGGCGCACGCAUCUGCAUCGAGUGCGGUAAGCCGUUCAACGAGGAAGACUGUACUUGUGCCAGUCGGGGUCUGGGAUGUAGAGCGACGAAUAGACCGGUCUUCAGUGUCGUGUACCUUGUCGCGGACUAAGCAGAGGAUGAGAUGGGGAUUCUAUGAAGGGCAUGAUGGGAAGAAAUUAGUUGGAGAGGAAAUGAUCUUUGCUACGUUGGCAACUUGAGUAGCUGGUUGGCAUUUCGUGUCCUGGAGGCUAUUGGACUGGUGAAUCUUUUUUUUUUUUUUUUUUUUUUUUUUCGCAAAAGAAUGAUCUUAUUUUUGGAGUGCGGUCUAUGGUUUACAUGCCUACUUAGCUGUAGUGGUUGUCGCACAGAAUUUAUCUGAUAUUCCAGUCAAUUUCGUCAUGCUUGGCUUGAGGAUGCACAUUAGGAGUUUAAUGCUACUAGUUAUACCUACUACUCAC